Molecule: messenger RNA, 730 nt
Organism: Miniopterus natalensis
Lineage: Eukaryota; Metazoa; Chordata; Mammalia; Chiroptera; Miniopteridae
Product: short-chain dehydrogenase/reductase family 16C member 6-like
Cellular component (GO): lipid droplet
Molecular function (GO): oxidoreductase activity, acting on the CH-OH group of donors, NAD or NADP as acceptor
Source: RefSeq, a predicted model, not a curated record
AUGGAUGUAAUUUUGGACACCAUGAUUUUUUGCGGAAAAAUUUUAUAUUAUUUUUUAGAAACCACAGUUUACAAGAUAAUUCCCAAGAAGAAAAAAGAUGUUGCUGGAGAGAUUGUACUUAUAACAGGAGCUGGAAGUGGAAUUGGGAGGCUAAUGGCCAUAAAAUUUGCCAGCCUUGGAGCCAUUUUAGUUAUAUGGGACAUUAAUGAAGAAGGCAAUAUGGAAACAUGUAGACUGGCCAAAGAAAAGGGUGGUGAGAAAGUAUUUCCCUAUAAGUGUGACUGCAGCAACAGGGAAGAGGUCUACAGAGUUGCUGAUCAGGUUAAAGAAGAAGUUGGUGAUGUAACCAUCCUCAUUAACAAUGCUGGAGUCGUGACAGGGAAACUGUUUCUCAACACUCCAGAUGAAAUGGUGGAAAGAUCAUUUCUUGUAAAUGCCUUAUCUCAUUUCUGGACAUGUAAGGCCUUCCUUCCUGCCAUGGUUAAAGCUGACCAUGGUCACUUGGUCUGUAUUUCAAGUGCAGCAGGAUUAGUUGGCAUUAAUAGACUAACAGAUUAUUGUUCAAGCAAAUUUGCAGCUUUUGGCCUUGCAGAGUCUCUCUACUAUGAAUUAAAACUAAUAAUCAAAAGUAAAGUUAAAACCACCAUUGUUUGCCCAUAUUUCAUCAAAACUGGAAUGUUUGAUGGUGUUACAGCCAAGUAAGUGAUCCCUUAAAGUAAUCUUUGCUCUU